This is a messenger RNA of Rasamsonia emersonii CBS 393.64, 687 nucleotides long. RefSeq lists its product as uncharacterized. The transcript is spliced from 2 exons. NCBI's taxonomy places the organism in Eukaryota, Fungi, Ascomycota, Eurotiomycetes, Eurotiales, Trichocomaceae. Gene Ontology annotation, molecular function: hydrolase activity, acting on carbon-nitrogen (but not peptide) bonds. The record is from RefSeq and is a predicted model, not a curated record. Bases 1 to 687 code for a protein of 228 amino acids.
AUGACAAGGCAUGGAGACGCAAGAGCUGCCAACGGCCAUCCUCCCAUCUACCGAAUCGACCUGUCUCUUCCUCCACGCGAACGCUAUGUAGAGCUGUCGCGAUUGUACCGCGAUGAGCUGCACUCCCUCACCGAUCUGUUCGACGAGCUCGUGGAGGCCUUUCUCCCGAAUGUUCCUGUCAAAUUUAUCCGCGGACUCGCCCGCCUCGCUCUGCGACGACUGUUCACCACGGAGGAGACGGAGGAGAUUCGCGGGAUCAGCCAGGCUGCUGGCGUCGACAUGUACCUGCUAGUCGCCUUUAACGUUCUUCUCGACGUGCUCAUGGGCUGUACCAGUGGCGGAGUCCGAGUGAAGGCUGAGGACAGUUCUCACACGAAGAUGCUCCAUUUCCGCACCCUGGACUGGGGGAUGGAUGCCCUGAGAAAGCUCAUCGUCCAGCUGGAGUAUGUGUCAAGUCCCGACACGGACGAGAUCCUGGCUACCAGCAUCACGUAUGUCGGGUUCGUGGGCGUCCUGACAGCGGUGCGAAAGGGGCUCAGCGUUCCAUCUCGUCACUCCUCCGUCAGUGCAUCCUACCUGAAACAGCCCCUCGACAUCUUUCCUUCAGCAGUUAUUGCACGCUGCCGUGGCGGCGCCGGAAGAGCGAUAAUACUUCUAGCAUUCGUGCCUCAAAUGCGCCGUCGCUAG